Racocetra persica is the source of this 449-nucleotide messenger RNA. The record is from the annotation of a GenBank genome assembly. Lineage: Eukaryota; Fungi; Glomeromycota; Glomeromycetes; Diversisporales; Gigasporaceae.
GAUAUUGUUCCUUAGGAAUAAAUAUUGAUAAUCAUAAUAACUUUACUCCCACUACGAAUGCUUUCGAAUGCCUUGAUGAAUUAACCUCAAAACCUCUUGGAACUCAUUUUUGGGCUUAUUCAAAUUGGAAAAGAUUCAAUUCGAUUUUUCUCGGUGCACAAGACGGCUCUAAUAAUGCGAUAACUCAUAUAGAUGAUAUUAAAGUUAACCUUACUCCAGAAAAAAUUAAUAAAACACCAGAUUUAGUUUUUGAAAUUGUACUAGGAGCAUAUGUUGGCCUGAUGGCCACGGCAGUAGCUGCAUUAGGAGCGAGCGCAAUAGCAGGUGAAGUAGUUACAACAGAAGUGGGUGUAGAAGCGAAUGCGAUUUAUGUUGAAAAUGAAGCUGUUGUAGCUGAGGCAAAUUUUGGUAAAGAAUUGAUCACAUACGCAGAAAAAGCUCAACAAGAA